Messenger RNA from Diprion similis, 3126 nucleotides. RefSeq names its product RPII140-upstream gene protein (gene 140up). Lineage: Eukaryota; Metazoa; Arthropoda; Insecta; Hymenoptera; Diprionidae. The coding region runs from base 107 to 898 and encodes 263 amino acids. Gene Ontology annotation, cellular component: mitochondrion. The record is from RefSeq and is a predicted model, not a curated record. The transcript is spliced from 4 exons.
UCGAGACGUUACAUGUGACCCUGUAUUUGUAGGUUAUAUUACAUAGCACCAUUCAAAAACUUACAGCUAUACCGAGACCAACAAUUCCCAAUUUAAUAGUUUCGAGAUGUUAAAUGUCGCGGGAAGACGAAUACCGUAUCUGAUGGGUAUAAAUUUAGCGUUUUGGCAGUAUGAUAUACCCGAUAAAGCGACAAAUACUGCCAAAUCGUUUCAAACGGAGGCGAACGAAAAUGAAACCGGCUGGGAUAGGUUAAGAAAUAUGUACAGCCUCGACGAGUAUGGAAACAGAAGUCCUGAACUAAACUUCGCGGCAACAGCAACAUAUUUUGGAACAUUUGUCGGACUCGUGUACGGAGGCUCACUCAAUGCACGAAUGGCAUAUAUAAAUUUCAUCGAGAGAAAUCAGGCGACAGCAUUCACAAACAUGUUUGAGGCAAAAAGAAAAUUGCAAGAUGCUGUUACAAUCGGUUUUGGCAAGGGCGCUUAUCACUGGGCAUGGAGAAUCGCCUUGGUCACUGGAUCUUUUGUAUUGCUGACAACGUCCGUCGCAGUUUAUCGUGGCAAGUCAUCCUUAUUAGAGUAUGUAACUGCGGGUACUAUAACUGGAGGGAUGUAUAAAACAAUGUUGGGUCCUAGAGCAAUGCUUGUUGGCGGAGCUGUGGGAGGAGUUUUCGGUGGUGUAACUGGUGCAUUGACUCUAGCGUUGUUAAAACUGAGUGGUACGACAAUGGAGGAAAUGCGAUACUGGCAAUACAAUUGGAAGGAAAAUAAAGAGAAGCCAUUUAAGAAUGCUGUGACACAGGCUAUCCAGCAGCCAACAGAAAUGGAAAUACUUCAUGACAAAAGAGUGGAAAAUCUGAAGAUACAAGAGCAAGAGGUUGAAAAAAGUAAAGCAUAGUCACUCAAUUUAUGUAGGUUGGUUUCCAUUGGUCUUGUAGAUAUUAGACUUUAUUCGUUGUUAUACAUAAUUAUAAUUUAUUUUAAACUGUUGAGAGAACCAUUAUAAUUUCAUUAAUACUUUCUAAUAUGUGGUUUUUUAUCUGUUUAUUUAAAGUACAUUGUAUGUAUGUAACUUAUGCAAACGUAAUUCACCGGUACCUAAGGCAACGGCACAUUUUUAUGAUCACCAGAAUUGUAAAUGAGUACGUUUAAGAAAAUGGGUGUUGAUCAUGUGCGAAGUAUAUUCCUUUACGUUAUUUUCAACAUUAAUUACACCCGUCUAACCUAAUACUUGAUAAAUUUGUUAUAUUUUAACACGUUAAAUUCUCAAUUCUUUAGGUUUGCGCAAUUUCCUGCAGCUGAUUAAAUUAUGAUAGCUUGGAUAACUCGAUUUUUAUAUAAUGAUUAUAAAAGUCACCAAUCUUAUUCUCUAUCACUCCAAUAAACUACAUACCGAUUGUGCCAAUAAAAUACAUAAUCAAAUUUGAGCAAUCGCUGAAAAAUGUGUACUGAUCUCUAUAAAUGAAUAAUUCGACUGUAAAAUUCUGAUCUACAGGAUGCAUAUUCACAAUGAAACAAAAAUAUUCUUCAUAGAAUACUGAUCAUAAUUCACAAACAUUGAGAGAUGUUCCUAAUUCAAUAAUUUAUGAACCCUAUUCUGCGGGCAAGUAUUAAUACUGAAAAUUUUCAUGCCAAUACUAAAAAUACGUUCAGAUGGAAAUUCGAAGCGGCUGUUUAUUCUAUAGUUUUGAAGUUAAUAAAGUCAUUGCUGCGUGUAUAAUAAAUACUAUAUACGCUCACAGAAUAGGCCUGAUAGUUAACAACAAAUACGACAUGCAAAUUAAAAAUAUAGAGAAAAAACAUGUUUGUCUGUAGUUAAUUUAAUUCAAUCAAGAUUUCAUUUUACACUAUGCGACGGAUACCGAUUUUUUCCCAAUUUAAUGAACAAUAAACGAGAAAUGUACUAGAAGUGAAUAAAAACUGAAUUUGACAGUCGAAAUUAAGCGCAGAGUAAUAUUGCAGAAUAAAUAAUUUUAAAGCGUUCGGCAAUUUACAAAAAUCUUACAGCCUGCUUGAAUUUGUUAUUGUCCUAAUUGUAUAAUUCAUGAAAGAGUUUUAUAUUAAGUUUCUUGCUCUGUAGUUUCUGGAGUUUGAAUCUUGGUCAAACGUUUGGCACCUCUGUUUGGCGGACCUUUGGGUUUGGCAAACUUAGGUCGGUGCAAAUUGACUUUCGGAUGUAAUUCCUCUUGCAAAAAUUCCAUGGUUAGUUCCUUUCCGUCAUCAAUCUCAAGCUACAGAUCGAAAAAUUUUGCAUAUACAGAAUUAAAUUUCUACAAUUUUCAAUCACAAGAAAUAGAGAUACUCCGACAUUUCAAGCUCAAAUUAUCAUCCAAAUGUUGAAACGAUUGGACAUAAAUGAUGUACAAUAAAAAAUGAGGGUAUACCAAUGUCAGGCCUAUACUGUAAGCUUAUAAAAUAUAAGUACUAAAUAUUAAACGCUAUUACGUACCCGUACGAUGAUGUUAUCACCCUGGCACUCAUUCCCACCUAUUGAAUUUUAUUCCUCUAUUUUCAUUUGUAAUAUACGUAAAUAGCAAAAUAAAAUGAAUGAAAGAACUGUGGAUGAUAGUAAGAUAUUGACGAAAGUAAGAAAUAUUCUUUUUAAAUUGUAUAAUUGUGUUUAUUAUUCAUAAUAUAUUUAAUAUUGGCAAGAAUAUACAAUUUAUUUGUUCAUAAGAAGGAACCUAUAAUGUUUUUAACAAAAUUUUCUUUAUAAAUAAUCAAUUAAUACAGAGAACGCAUCUUACAGAAUAGGCCUGGCCUGGAACAGUGGUACUUAUAAACGUAAUUUGCGCCUGGGCGAACGUGUGCGUUUUCCCCUUAUGCAUAUAUCAGAACACAAUUUUGAAUUUUGAGCGUCAUAUAGAAAACCAUUGGGCCCAAAAAAAUUUUGAUAUAGUUCUAUCGUACCAAACUUAGACGAUCACGUUUUUUCCAAAAAAGCAGACAAUGUAAAUUUGUGAUAUGAUUAAUACCAUAAAUCAUUUUUGUUAUUCAUAUUUAUAUAGUUUACUACAGAGAUAAAAAAAAAAAAAUGCAAGAUAAUAUCAUAUUCGGAAAUUCAGUGAAUUCAAUCAAUCGCCAUUGUAUUUCUACAUGGAGCGUUAACACCCUGGUAUAUACUUG